Molecule: messenger RNA, 3187 nt
Organism: Ruditapes philippinarum (Manila clam)
Lineage: Eukaryota; Metazoa; Mollusca; Bivalvia; Venerida; Veneridae
Exons: 2
Coding region: 87-1775 (562 amino acids)
Molecular function (GO): zinc ion binding
Source: RefSeq, a predicted model, not a curated record
UAUUUGAAAAUCAGUCACGCGUAUGUAGCAAUGUCGAAACCAGGUAGCAACGAAACAAGGAAGUUGAAAACUUCAGCUGAAAAAAAAUGGCCGUAGACGGGCGUAAAUUAAGUCAAUCUUUGUAUCAAGGAUCGGAUAUAGAACAUGAGUUUCCGUGUUCUCCUUGUUUUAAAGAAGGAAAGAAUGUAGCUGCUAUUAAACAUUGUGUGGAAUGUGAUGAAAACUUGUGUCAAAAAUGUUUAGGUGAUCACAAUAAGUUUUCAGUAAUGAGAGGACAUCAGUUACUAGACACGGUAAAACAGCUGAGCGGGAAAAAGCAGGGAUUACCAAGUCAGAGAUGUGAGAGACAUGGAGGGAAAUUGAUUGACGUCUACUGUCCUGGUCAUGAUAAGGUUGGCUGCUCAACGUGUAUGACCAUUGAACACAGUGGUUGCAAAGGUAUUAGUUACAUACCAGACAUAGCGUGUAAAACUGAAACCUCCGAGAAACUAAAACUUCUUGAAGCCGAUAUAAGCGCUCUACAGUCUCGUUUCCACGCAUUAAAACAAAACAAACAGAAAGAAGUAGAGAAUGCAAAAAAGGAAAAAAGUCAAUUGAUUAAAGAAAUAAAAUCAGAAAGGAAGAAAAUCAACGACCAUUUGGACAAGAUGGAACAGGAACUUCUUCAGGAAGUGGAUGUGACCUUUCAGACCAAACUGCAACAUAUAGAGUCUAAUAUGAAACAAGUUGAUGAGAGGAUCGCUUCACUACAAGAAAGUCUGAAGAAGAUAAAUGCUGCUAAACAGGAAAACGAAUCUGAGAAAUAUGUACAGAUCAAACUUGUCAACGAGAAGAGGAAAAUUGCACGUGAUAGUUUAGAAGACUUGGAGAGGUCAAGAAAAACAGACGCAAUACGAUUUGAGCCAUACAGACAAGCGACUGAUUCGGAAUGCAACAUCAUUGGGAAUAUACUUCACUUUCCAAUGAUUGAAGUAGACAAAUGUGCUGAAUUUAAUGCGCGACUAAAGGAUGACAAGGAGUCAUGCAUUAUUUUUGGCAUGUGCAUGUGUGACGACGGAUGCAUUGUUAUGACAGAUCAAAACAAUAAAUGUAUAAAGAAAAUGAAUGAUUCCUUCCAGGUCAUUUCUUCCCUGAAAGUCACAGAUAAUCCUUUUGGUAUAUGUCAGAUAGACUCAUCAAUGCUGGCCGUAACUAUGUAUAAUGAUAGGACAGUUCAGUUUAUCUCACAGAAAGAACCAAUGAAGUUACAACACUCCUUUAAAGUCGGCGAUAGAUGUCGGGGUAUUGCAUACAAUGACGGGAUGAUUUAUGUUUGUUGUGGCGGAUACAAGGAUACUGGUGAAGGUGUUGGUCAUCUAGAGGUAUAUACUGUUUCUGGGAAAAUUGUUUUAUCUCAUUAUGAUGAGAUUACCUAUCCUGUAAAUGUUACAAUUUCAAACACUACUAUGGAGGUAUCUGUGAUCGACAAACAUAAAGGUAUUCUAAACAUAAAUGAAAACCUAAACAUGAGGCCCGUAACUGUAGAUAACAAAAUAUUCUUGAAUCCUAAAUAUAUUUGUAAAAUAAACAAAAGUCAGUAUUGUGUUAGUUUUUAUACGACACACAAUUUCCUUUUGAUGUCACAUGAUGGGAAGGAUCAGGUAGAACUCCCAAUACGUGAAGAUGGUUUAAAAAAACCUGUCUGUUUAUGUUUUGAUAACAAAACUUCAAGACUUUUUGUUUCUUGUUGGGAAAGUGACAAAAUCAUGGUUUAUACAUUAAAGAUAAGUGACUGAUUUGUCAUAAACGAGAAAUAAAACAUGUGAAAUAAAAGCCGGUGCUAGGGUGCGUGGACAGUACCCUGCACUUUCCAAUGCUGUCAUGAACAGGCUAAAUCAAACCAAGCCUGCAACAUUUUUCAAUUUUGUCGUUGUUUUUUUUUUUCAUUCUUUAGGGAUUGUGUUUUUCUCUUCUUUUUUGUAUGUGACAUUCGUGACUAUGUAGGUGUUUCCUUUAUGAAGUCCGGAAUUAGGAAGGUGUAUCACUGUGAACAUUAGUUAUCGAUGAAGAAGUGGUGAAAUAUUGUUUUUAUCAUGAAUUAUAUAAAACUCACAUAUUUUGUAAUUAUAUGUCAGCAUCUUAUUUUAAUGCAUAUUAUUUUUUAUAAUUAUUACGAGUGUGUCUCUUUAUUUGUUAAUUAGAUUACUUAAAAUAACACCGCAUAAUAUAAUAUAUUUGCAUGUUAAUAAAGCAGUUGACUGACUCCAUGUUAUAAUUUUAAAAUGUAUUUUCUGACAUCCGUUUAAAGACUUUUUGUUUCGUGUUGGAAAAGUGACAAAAUUAUGAUUUAUACAUUAAAGAUAAGUGACUGAUUUGUCUUAAAACGAGAAAUAAAACUUGUGAAACAAAAGCCGGUGUAAGGGGGCGUGGACUUUGCACUUUCCAAUGCUGUCCAUGAACAUGUUAAAUCAAAACUUUUUCAAUUUUGUCGUUUUGUUUUGGAAUUUUUUAGGGAUUGUGUUUUUCUCUUCAUUUUUGUAUGUGACAUUCGUGACUAUGUGGUUAUUUCCUUUAUGAAAUCUGAAGUACCGUUAACAGAAUAAGGAAGGUGUAUCACUGAAAACGUUUGCAGUCGAUGAAGAAAUGGCAAAAUAUAGUUUUUAUCAUGAAGUAUAUGUAAUUCACAUAUUUUGUACUUAUAUGUCAGCAUCUUAUUUCAAUUCAUAUUGUUUUAAAAUGAUCACGAGUGUGUCUCUUUAUUUGUUAAUCAGAUUACUUUAAAAUAAGACCACAUAAUAUUAUAUAUUUGCAUGUUUAAUAUUGUUAAUAUUGCAAUAGGCUGACUCCAUGUUAUCAUUUUAAAAUGUAUUUUCUGACACCCGUUUAAAGUACAGUUUGCAGGUACAUGUAUAUUAUAAGUUCUAGUACCAAAAAUGUGUAUAGGAAGUAGUAUGACUGUAAUUCCCAUAUUUACAUAAAACUUGUCCGGAAAAGAUAGAACUUUACAAAUACGUAAUUUAUGUUUUUUGUAUGUUUGUGAAUUUUGUUUCAAGAAGUUGCAGUAGUAACAUCUUUCCUGUUUCAAAAUAAUCAUGAGAAGAGAACCUGAACAGUUUGUAAAUUAUUUUACACAGACAUUUAAGAAAAUUUCUAUUGUACUUUGUAUAUCUUCUCAUUUUAGUACAAUAAAACCUGUCUUACAACACAA